Molecule: messenger RNA, 477 nt
Organism: Aegilops tauschii subsp. strangulata
Lineage: Eukaryota; Viridiplantae; Streptophyta; Magnoliopsida; Poales; Poaceae
Source: RefSeq, a predicted model, not a curated record
AUGUCCGUUGAGGGCUCCGACAACACCAGUGCUGGCAAGAAGGCCAAGACUGAAGGCUUAGGCAAGGAUACUGCUGUAUGUACUUGUGGUCAUGAGGCCGCAGCAAGGGACAAGAUGGACAAGACUGAUGUGCCAUACUGCAAGAUCCACCCCACCAAGGGCCAUGAUCUCCAAGAAUGCCGGCAAGUUGAGCAGCUUGCCGAGAAGCAGAAGCAAGAGUAUGAGAAGCGCGACAAGGAGAAAGGACAAGAUGGUGCCGGCGGGUCCGGCAAGAAGAACCGUGGUGGUCGUGGAGGUCACCGCGGCAAGGCCAAGCAGCAGAAGGAGAAACCUGCUAGAGGUUGUGAUAAGGAGGACGAGGAUGAUGAUGAUGAGGACGAAGAGGAGUCCGAGGGCCAAGAAUUCCAAAAGGCAACAGAAGCCAUGUGCAUUAAUGGAGGUGCAUCUCUGCAGUCCUCUCACCGGCAUCUCAAGUAG